CAGAUGAAACAAGGCAGGACAGACAGAAGAAUGGAAACAUUUUUCAGAGGUUUUUAGAGAGGAGACGUUAUAACCGGAUGAAAACAAAACUUCAAGGCGACCUGAUAAAAUUUUAUAGACAAAGAUGCAGUUCAAUACCUCUGUCGCCGCUUCUUGAAGAAGUAGAGACACCUUUAGCUGGGUUCUACGUGAUGCCAGAUAUAGUCGACGUAAAACAGAAGUCCCUAAAUUCCAAUGAAGAGGAGAGAAUACUCGUCGAGUCUUUAAGGAACCUGUUUUCAUUUGGAAGUCAAGAUCAACAAGAAAUAUAUUUAUCAGCUGAUGCAGGCUUUGGAAAAACUGCUUUCUCAAAAUAUCUUGCAGUCACGUGGUGUCAAGCUCAUUGCCACGAUGAAAACUACGCCUGCUUUAAAAAGGACGAGUUAAAAACGUUAUUAGACUUUAAGUUCUUAUUUUUGAUUUUCUUAAGAGACAGUCCCUCUGUUUGUAAAAUUGACGAUAUGAUUGAACAGCAAAUUACGAAGAAACUUCCUACUUCUGCAAUACUAGAUGAAGUUUUACGUAGAGAAAAAUGCUUGAUUAUAUUGGACGGUCUUGAUGAAUGGACUCAUCCUGAUAAUAACUGCAGCGAAGAAACAGAAAAAAUCCCACAUCGAUACGUACGUGACAAUUGUGUGAUCCUAACGACAACUCGACCGUGGAAGCUUGGAGUUUCAAAUCUCAAAACAAGUCAAAUAAACAAAAAAGUAGAAUUGGUUCAAUUAAGUGCAGAUUCUACCCGGCAACUUGAAGAAAAAAUGCUAUAAGAAAAAUGACUGGUGUCCGUGACGAUAGAGUACUGAAGAGUAAAAGACAGGUCUUUGAUAAAGUGAUACGUGACCGUCGCCUAGAGCACAUACAAGGGAUUCCGCUCCUUCUCAUGUAUAUAGUUUGCCUAUGGUGUAACAACAUUCCUAUAGGAAAUUCAAAACAUAAAAUUUACACCAAUAUCAUUGAAUUCCUAUUAUCAAGAACGUCAAAGAAACACCCGGAUGUUCAACCAUCUCGUGAAUCGUCUGCCAGUGAAAUUCCAGAGUACUUCAAAAAUCAUGAAUUUUGUAAAAGGUUUUACAGUCUUAUAACAUCAUUAACGGAACUGGCUUACCAAACAUUAUGUAACGAAACAAGGGAAAACAUGUUGGUAUUUGAUAGAACGGUUGCUGAUAUAUAUCUCAAAGCAGACGACAUGAAAUUAAGUCUUCUCUCAGGAAUACUGUCAGAAAGUAGCAGUAAAAAUUUAAUCGAAGAACUUAUCAAAGUAUCUUUUUCUCACAAAACUGUGCAAGAAUUCUUUGCCACCAUAUAUAUUACUUCUCACAGUGUUCUAGAAAAUUGUAGAAAUGUUCAAGAUAUUUUGGACAUGUCAAAGAUUUGUGAAUUUAUGAGUGGAAUGAAUGCUGCCUGGAUGUGUGAAAUAUCAAAUGAUUUGAUGUCUGUGAUAAAUGAAGACGAGAAAACACGCGACUAUAGAACUAUGACAGGUAACGAGGGCUUGUACAAUAAUCCAUUGUAUAACAUACAGGAAAUGUUCAUGUCCUGUUUGCAAGAAAUGCCUGAAAGUGAAAAUAUUCACUUAUGUUUACAAGAUUUCUUCAUUGACCGGCACACCGAGCACAGUGAGCAGUUACAACGUUUGUUGAAACAAAAUAAAACAAACAUAAAAUCACUGUAUAUAAACACCAGACGUACUUCCAGCAGUUUACAUGAAAUUAUAGAUUUAUUCUCUCUCACAGAUCUCAGUCAUGUACAAAAACUUUAUUAUAAUGGUGACUGGGUGAAGGAAGAUGUUGAGAUAAACCGGAUAUUGUUUCCCAGUUUACAGGCCGUAACUUUGCGGUGUGGUAAAUGGACAAAUUAUGAAAAGAAUCUGAGUGAAAAUUUAGCGCGAUUACAAAACUUACAAUAUUUAUAUAUUGAAUACUUCACGUUAUCUAACAAAAUACUGGAAAAAAUUUUCAAUUUUAUCUCCGGUCAAAAUUCAAUGAAAGAGUUAUCAUUGGUGAGAUUAGAGUGUGAUGAAUAUGGCUACGCUGACUGUGAGAGAAGGAACUUGGACUUGUCUCAACAUUCAACUCUAUCAACGUUAGACUUGCAGGGGCUACCUGGGAGGCUACAAUUAAAUAUAUCAACACCGUCAUUAGUUAAUGUUACGUCGUGGGACAUCAAUCUAGAUGAAAGUUCAUUAUUACUGUCACGUGACAUGUUAAAUAUUGAAUGUGUGAGGUUAGGGCAUAUAGAAAUGUCUGCAGAAAGUUUACAGAACUUUAUUACCGUGCUUGAAAAUCUGCCGCAGUCUGUUACAGUACAGAUGGAAACCAUUAAACCGGAAACAGAAUAUGACCGUGUUAGAGAAAAUAUUCGAAGUUCACAAACUUUUCAUGUGAUACAAGACUGCCAGUGGCUGGGGUUUGAGAUCAAAACAAGAAAACCAAGUAAAGAAUAAACAAAGGAAAAACAUUGUAAAAUAAACUGAUGAAAUAACUUCAAUGUAUUUAAAUGAAAACAAUUUAAAAAUGGACACUUAAAAAACAAAAUGACGGUUUCUUCUAUGUUAUACAUGUACUGUAUAGUUUGGUCAUUUAAUUCACAAACAUUUAAGUUUAAAGUUUAAUUAAGUGACAGUUGUUUAUAAAUAAAUAAAUAAAAACAUUUUAAGAGGAGAAAUAAUUCAAGGACAUUUUUUACCGGAACUUAAUGGAUAACUUGGAAUAAGGAUUUGGAAAUAUU
This is a messenger RNA of Ruditapes philippinarum (Manila clam), 2766 nucleotides long. RefSeq lists its product as uncharacterized. The record is from RefSeq and is a predicted model, not a curated record. Lineage: Eukaryota; Metazoa; Mollusca; Bivalvia; Venerida; Veneridae. The coding region runs from base 812 to 2482 and encodes 556 amino acids. The transcript is spliced from 2 exons.